Messenger RNA from Lymnaea stagnalis (great pond snail), 1085 nucleotides. The record is from the annotation of a GenBank genome assembly. NCBI's taxonomy places the organism in Eukaryota, Metazoa, Mollusca, Gastropoda, Lymnaeidae.
AAGUUUGUGUAGAUCCACAUUUGGGGCAAGUUUGUGUAGAUCCACAUUUGGGGAAAGUUUGUGUAGAUCCACAUUUGGGGCAAGUUUGUGUAGAUCCACAUUUGGGGAAAGUUUGUGUAGAUCCACAUUUGGGGCUAGUAUGGGUAGAUCAACAUUUGGGGCUAGUUUGGGUAGAUCAACAUUUGGGGCUAAUUUGGGUAGAUCAACGUUUGAGGCUAGUUUGGGUAGAUCAACAUUUGGGGCUAGUUUGUGUAGAUCAACAUUUGGGGCUAGUUUGGGUAGCUCAACAUUUGGGGCUAGUUUGUGUAGGUCAACAUUUGGGGCUCGUUUGAGCAGGACCACGUUUGCGGCAAGUUGAAUGGACCCAGAUUUGGGGCAAAUGUGAACCUAUGAAACUGAAAUUUCAUAAACCUAUGAAACUGAAAUUUCAUAUCACAGACAAGCCAAAAAGACAGGAGCAAUAAUACUCCAAAUGUGCCCCAUGACAGUAACUUUGAAAGGGGGUGUAGAGGGAGCAUCACUUACUUUUCUUUGUACAGAGGAGCGGAGUUUUCGGAAACUGAUUAAGUUUUAUUCUUGGUCGGGGAGUGGCCCUGGGCAGCACUAACCUUACUAUCUACUGCCGCACGAACAGUAACAGGUAACGGUCAAGCAGAUAUUUUGCCACAAUAGUUUAUGACAAAAUUGAUUAUAAAUAAAAACAUUUUAAAAAAAUAAAUAAAUAAAAUAGAAGUUUGCUUAAAAGGAAAGUAAAACUAGACAGAACUGAAUCAACCGAAAAUGAAUGCAGACAUAAUUAUAACGUAAUUCUUCCUUGUGCUGUCCCAAUGAAGCUACUACUACUAGCCAACUUGGGAUUUAAAAAAAAAUUGAAAUAAUUUAACAUUAAGGACUGAAAAGAACAAGUGGACAUUCCUGUCAGGGUCUCAGUCAAAUGAGGGAGUCAGUUGAGGGACAAAGUGGAUGUCCCCUAAUGAUUUUAUAUUAUAUAUAUAUAUUUUUUGGGCGAAAUAUUCCGCCGGAAUGGCCGGAACACGCACUGGUUCGACUCUGGUCGGGAUCUUGGGGACGCUAACGGAACUGGU